Spodoptera litura is the source of this 2398-nucleotide messenger RNA. RefSeq lists its product as uncharacterized. Gene Ontology annotation, molecular function: zinc ion binding. Gene Ontology annotation, cellular component: nucleus. Gene Ontology annotation, biological process: regulation of transcription by RNA polymerase II. The record is from RefSeq and is a predicted model, not a curated record. Lineage: Eukaryota; Metazoa; Arthropoda; Insecta; Lepidoptera; Noctuidae.
AGAGCAGAGCAGAGGCGUCAAAGAAUAAGAGAACAUUUGUUUAUUAGAGAGCUCAAAAGUGCAAUUUUAUUCAUUCAUUUGAAUAAAAACCUAUAAGAAUCCUUAUGAUUUACGUGUACGCAUAGCUGUAUCAUUAUUUUUAAAUCAUACUUUAUUAAUAAUGGAGAAUUCGAAGGUGUGUCGAGUUUGUCUAAUGAAAACAGCAACUAUACCUUUAUUCGAUGCAAAUGUUAAUAUGCAAUUGAGCAGCAAGAUGAUGCGGUUGGUUAAUGUUGUGGUGGUUGAGGGUGAUGGACUUCCUGAUAGUAUAUGCGAUGGCUGUGCAAGUGAACUGUCUGCAGCGUACGAGUUUGUCAUUAAAUGUGAAGCCUCAGACAAGGCUUUCCGAUCAAACUUUACUAAAAUAUAUGAAGAUGUAGUGCCUGAACUAGAACUUCAUGUUAAGCUAGAAAAUAUUAAGGAAGAAAGUGAACAUGAUGAUCAUGAUCAUUUUGACAGUUUCAUACUAGACAACACCUGUGAGAGCUAUAAUGGUAAUAAAGUUAAAAGAAAAUAUAACAAGUCGAAAAAGUUUCAAGCAAACAUUGAUCGACGGAAGUUAAAGCCUAAACUUGGGCCAGUAAGUUGCAGUGUGUGUGGACAUAUGGCUACAUGUCGGUCAGCCUUAGAGGGUCACAUGAGAACUCAUACUGGAGAGAAGCCUUUUGCAUGUGACUACUGUGGAGCAAGGUUUAACCUCAAGGGAACUCUCAAGAGACAUUUAAUAACACACCACACACAGAGAGAAAGAAAAUUUAUUUGUGAAACUUGUGGCAGCAGCUUCUUCACAAAGAGUGACAUCAUUACACACAUUAGAGUGCAUACUGAUGAGAGGCCUUACCCCUGUCCUUUCUGUGACAAAGCUUUCCGACAAAUAGCUUCAUUGAUACGCCACAAGAGAAUGCACACUGGUGAAAAACCAUACUCUUGUAAUAUCUGCUUCAAGAAGUUCAAAGACCCUGGCCACAUGAAGAGACAUCAGUAUGUGCACUCUGACGAGAAGAAUUUCACUUGCCACCUGUGUAAUAAAUCUGUGAAAACUAAAAAUGCUCUAAAAGUUCAUAUGCAGAUACACUCAAAUGAAAAAAACAACAUUUGCAAUUACUGUGGCAUGGCAUUCUCAUUUAAAGGCAAUCUGCAAGUUCAUAUCAGAAGAAUGCACUCUGAGAGGUCAGGUCAUUGCACUGUCUGUUUGAAGACAUUCUCUGACUUAGAGAGUCACAUGCGUAAACACACCGGAGAGAAGCCUUUCUCUUGCAAGUUUUGUAAUCAGGGAUUUGCAAGUAAGAGGAGUCUGUCAAAUCACAUUGUCUUCAAACAUACAACAAAGUUUAAGUGCUCCAUAGGAGAAUGCACCAAGACAUUCCCAACUGCUAUGAUGCUGGAGUUCCACCUACUAAAGCAGCAUACACACCACACACCAUAUGUAUGCCAUUACUGUUCCAGAGGAUUCUUCAGAACAAGUGAUCUGUCUCGUCACCUCAGAGUCAGUCACAUGGAUACUCUUACUCGUACAGUUGAUCCACAAAUUUCUAAACCUCAGUUGUCAGAAUCACCCAUUAUGCAGAAUAAUAUUGUGUAGCCAUGGACUAGUAGUUUCCUAAUUUUUGUAGUCUGGGAGAAUUUGUUAAAACAUUAAACACACCUUUUUUCUUUUCUCACAAAAUUAGUUACAAUGAUAAAUAUUAAUUUUAAUAGUGUAAGGUCACGACGUGCUGAAAAAUGUCGUGAGGUAAACGCCCUACCUACCACUACUAAACUUAAUGCUAUUUUAUCUUUUACAGUACUUUAUAAGAGAAAAUAAAUAAAACAUGUAUGUCUAAUAUUUUUGCAUUAUCUAACUGAUGGUCUAAUUAGAUUUUUAAUUUUCAUAACCUGCCACCUACCCUAUUACGUGAGGUAGGUACCUAAUUUAUUACUUGGCAUGGUAGCAUGGUAAUGUUAUUUGGGACCAUUGAUUGUUGUAUAUCAAAUAUUUGAUUAAGGAUUUCACAAUGAUCUGGACAGGAAACAUAUAUUUUAAAUCUAUGUUUAAGUUCUAAGUUUAUUUUUGUUAUAUAGUUUGAAUUAUAGUAAUGUAAAAAAUGUGCCAUAAUAUGUAUUAGAAAAUACUUAGGUCUGCCAAAAUGUUUGUAAGUAAAUGGGACAUUGCAUAAUUUUUGCUAUACAAUGUAUUGUAAAGGCAGUCAAUGAGUCAAAACAAGAUGAUAAUAAUGAGAUGUGUUGAUUUGAUCAAGAUAAUAAUAGUUUGAUCACACAUUAUAACUAAUACAGAUACAGGGCAUCUUGCAAUAUGUCUAAUAAGUAGAGACCGGAUAAUAUGCAUUUGCAUAUUUGCAUAUGCAUUUGCAUAUUUAAG